UGAGCUCACCUCCUCUCUGCGUAUUUAAGCGUUUCUCUCACUGUGUCCCCGAGCUGACAUGAACAUCUUCACUAAGGUCCCAGGAUUAGCCCAACAAACCAGCAAGCUGGGGUCUGUGCUCCAACGCGCCUUUUACGGGUCCAGUGGGCGGGUGACCCUGUUCGAGCAGAGGAACUUCGCCGGCAGGAGACUGGACCUGAGUUCUGACUGCGCCCGACUCAGUGACAAGAACUUCCCUGAGAGAUGCAACUCUGUGCAGGUGGAGAGCGGAGCCUGGAUCGGUUAUGAGCAUGAGAACUUCCGGGGCCGUCAGUACCUGUGGGACAUGUCUGAACGAGGAGAGUACAACUGCUACGACAAGUGGUGCGCCCAGGUGGACCACGUGUCCUCGGUGCGCUCCGUCAAACAGGACACCAACCCAGCCAAAGCUCACCUGUUUGAGAGAGCUGGUUACUCCGGUAAGAAGAUGGAGAUCCAGGACGACAUCCCCAACCUGAUGAGCCGCUACAGCCUCAACAGAGUCGCCUCCAUCCGCGUCCUGGGAGGAGCGUGGGUGGUGUACCAGGAGCCAAACUACAGAGGGCCUCACUACAUCCUGGAGAAACGUGAUUACAACAACUUCUCUGACUGGGGCAGCCAGAACAACACGGUGGGCUCCAUGCGCCGCGUCCGCUUCACCUGAGCAUCAGUUCCAUCUUCAUCUUCAUCUUCAUCAUCAUCCUCAUCGUGAUGCUGUGAACACGACUUCCACACAUCAUGACCCCGUCAGCUCUACACACAAUAAAACUUAUUUUAGUAAUAAACCUUCAAAAGACAAA
Molecule: messenger RNA, 818 nt
Organism: Platichthys flesus (European flounder)
Lineage: Eukaryota; Metazoa; Chordata; Actinopteri; Pleuronectiformes; Pleuronectidae
Gene: crybgx
Product: crystallin beta gamma X
Exons: 6
Coding region: 59-682 (207 amino acids)
Biological process (GO): visual perception; lens development in camera-type eye
Molecular function (GO): structural constituent of eye lens
Source: RefSeq, a predicted model, not a curated record